CGAAGCGGAGAAAACCGCACACGUGUGCGGUCCCUUCUUCGGACCGUUCCACAGGAAGGGAAUUGAUGAAACCCUAAAAACGGCGCUUAGCCGACCAUCAACACCGCACCGGACUCGUCCCCCCAUCUAUUCAAUCCACUUUAUUCCCUCCUUUCAAACCCCUCUCGAGUCUGUACCCCCCGACCAAAGAGAGAAAAAAAAAAGACCUCUCAGGUCCGCCCCUCCUCCCCCGCCCCCCAACUCUACGAGGUCAAAAUAUAUAGUUAUUUUCUCCUCAUAUCUUUCCCUCCCUUAAAAAAUAAAAACCACUCUCUCUCUUUCUCCUCUCCCAUCUCGAAUUCCUCUAAUUUGCUGUUAUUUUCCUCUCAAUCUUCACACUAUCUCUCGAAUUCUAUUUUCGUUCUGGUCUUUGGAGCUGGGGAAUGGACGGGGGAUCGGCGCUGUACAACCCGAAGACGGUGGAGGAGGUCUUCCGGGACUUCAAGGGUCGUAGGGCCGGCAUGGUCAAAGCCCUCACCACCGAUGUGGAGGAUUUCUACCAACAGUGCGACCCUGUUUGCCAUACAAGGUCACAAUGUCAAACAAAGUACCAUCAGAAAAGUGAAAAGGAAAAUUUAUGCCUCUAUGGAUUUCCCAAUGAGCACUGGGAAGUUAAUUUGCCUGCCGAAGAGGUACCUCCGGAGCUUCCAGAGCCUGUAUUGGGCAUUAACUUUGCAAGGGAUGGAAUGCAAGAGAAAGAUUGGUUGUCUCUGGUUGCUGUACACAGUGAUGCGUGGUUACUUUCGGUUGCAUUUUAUUUUGGCGCUAGAUUUGGAUUUGAUAAAGCUGACAGGAAGCGCUUGUUUGGCUUGAUUAACGAACUGCCUACCAUAUAUGAAGUUGUGAAUGGGAAGAACAAAGUGAAAACAUCGGGUACCAAUCACAGCAGUAAAAAAUCCAAGUCAAACUCUAAAGUGCGAGCAUCAGAGUCCCAGGCCAAGUAUUCAAAGGGUCAGCCAAAGGAAGAAGAUGAAGGUCUGGAUGAGGAAGACGAAGAGGAGCAUGGGGAGACCUUGUGUGGUGCAUGCGGGGACAACAAUGCAACAGAUGAGUUCUGGAUCUGCUGCGACAUAUGCGAACAGUGGUUUCAUGGCAAAUGUGUUAAGAUCACCCCUGCUAGAGCUGAGCACAUCAAGCAGUACAAGUGCCCAUCAUGCAGCAACAAGAGAACCCGCCCCUCCUGAGAGGCCUGUUGCAAGGUUCUCUUCUGUGCAUUUUGGUGGGCUCUGCCCUCUGAUGCCAAAUUUUCUGUUAGUUUGUAGGAAAAGGUGCUUCAUCUUGUUAACUCUUGUAAGAAUCCUUUUUUUUAAUGUUGGACCCUCACACAUUUAGAGCACUUCUGCUGGAUGUGGAAUGAUAUCUAUCUUUAGCUGUGAUCAUGUUUAGUUGCUUUACUAUAGGUAUUAUCAUCCUCCAGAUGUUAAUGGAUGGUGUUUUCUUUUGUUGACUUGUACGAUUGUUCCGAUUCUUAUGGUUUUUAGUUGGUUUCA
This is a messenger RNA of Elaeis guineensis (African oil palm), 1529 nucleotides long. Its product is annotated as PHD finger protein ALFIN-LIKE 3. The record is from RefSeq and is a predicted model, not a curated record. Gene Ontology annotation, cellular component: nucleus. Gene Ontology annotation, molecular function: histone binding; transcription cis-regulatory region binding; transcription coregulator activity. NCBI's taxonomy places the organism in Eukaryota, Viridiplantae, Streptophyta, Magnoliopsida, Arecales, Arecaceae. Gene Ontology annotation, biological process: regulation of DNA-templated transcription.